Molecule: messenger RNA, 1155 nt
Organism: Nycticebus coucang (slow loris)
Lineage: Eukaryota; Metazoa; Chordata; Mammalia; Primates; Lorisidae
Gene: EEF1AKMT3
Product: EEF1A lysine methyltransferase 3
Exons: 4
Coding region: 134-1150 (338 amino acids)
Biological process (GO): peptidyl-lysine methylation
Cellular component (GO): cytoplasm; cytosol
Molecular function (GO): protein-lysine N-methyltransferase activity
Source: RefSeq, a predicted model, not a curated record
GCCAUGACUCACAGUCCCAGUUUUCAACACCAAACCCACGUGGAGACGCAGGACCGAGGCGCAAGAUGAUGACGCCUAGUGCACGGGUGCGCGGACCCCGCCCCUUAAAGACCCAGUAGUAAAUUUCGCGCAGAUGAGAGGGGACAGGAGGACCCCGGCUUCAACAGUAGAAUCAAUCCUUGCUCCUCUCCCCUGGUCGCGGACCAGUCUUCUGGGGCUGUCCUGCGUUGUCCUGCGUGAGUCCCAUCGGGUAUGCGCUGGGGACCGGGCGGGAGGGGCUGCUCCUCAUUCCACCUCCAGGAAGUCGAGCUGGAGGAAGGAGUGCAAACUUGGAGAGGCGGGGCUCGUGCCACCGGGAAGCGGAGACGGUCCGCGGCCCCCAAUCUCUACCCCGCGACAGACGAAGGACCCCGGCCCCGGCCACGGUGCUGCGCGCUCUCUCCGCCGGAUGGCGGAUCCCGGCCCUGAUCCCGAGUCUGAGCCCGAAUCUGUGUUCCCGCGGGAGGUCGGGCUCUUCGCGGACUCCUACUCCGAAAAGAUCCGGUUCUGCUUCUGUGGGCACAUGCUGAGCAUCACGCAGAACUUUGGGUCUCACCUCGGGGUGGCGGCAGGCGUAUGGGACGCGGUGAGGAGUGGACAGCUCCCGGCUCUGAGCCUGUGCAAUUAUUUCGAGAGUCAAAAUGUGGAUUUCCGUGGCAGGAAAGUGAUCGAACUGGGUGCCGGGACAGGCAUCGUGGGUAUCUUGGCAGCGCUGCAGGGGGGGGAUGUUACCAUCACUGACCUGCCUCUGGCCCUAGAACAGAUCCAGGGCAACGUCCAGUGCAAUGUGCCAGCCGGAGGCCAGGCCCAAGUCCGUGCCUUGUCCUGGGGGAUUGACCAGCAUGUCUUCCCUGGAGACUAUGACCUGGUACUGGGGGCUGAUAUCGUGUACCUGGAACCCACCUUCCCACUGCUGCUGGGAACCCUCCAACAUCUGUGCGGGCCCCAUGGCACCAUCUAUCUGGCCUCCAAGAUGAGAGAGGAGCAUGGGACAGAGAGCUUCUUUCAGCAUUUCCUGCCCCAGCAUUUCCAAGUGGAGUUGGUCCAGCGGGAUGAGGAUGAGAAUGUCAACAUUUAUAGGGCCAGGCACAGGGAACCAAGACCUGCUUGACAUCA